Molecule: messenger RNA, 282 nt
Organism: Ilex paraguariensis (yerba mate)
Lineage: Eukaryota; Viridiplantae; Streptophyta; Magnoliopsida; Aquifoliales; Aquifoliaceae
Source: the annotation of a GenBank genome assembly
GAUUUGACUCUUGGAAUGUUGUUGGUGAGACCAUAUCCUUUCUUUUAUGAUGCAAAGUCAGUGAGGGACACAACUUUUACCAAGGAAAAUUACGGAUCAGUCCAUCGAAUUUUCAUCGUUUGUAGCCAAGAUCAAGCAAUAACAAAGGACAUUCAAAUGUGGAUGAUCAAGAAUAAUCCGCCAGAUGAGGUGAAGACGAUCAAUACGGAUCAUAUGGUCGUGUUCUCUGAGCCUGUUGACUUGUCCGCCAACCUGCAGGAAAUUGCUGACAAGUAUUAUUGA